AGGAAGAAGACACCUUGACAUUUGACAGUUAAGCUGAUUUGGKCGAACAGUAUAGAACUCAUUUUUGUCGAUUUUUUCUUCAAAAGAAGUAUUUACUGAAAAUUAAAAAUGUUGUCAAGAACCGCUUUACUUUCAGUUCAACGUCCUUUGGGUGUCCUAGCUAUGAGAUCAGCUAGUGCGGCCGGUUCAGGUGAUCAAGUUGCUCGCCGAGAGCGUCCGGAACAUCCUGGCAAAGUUCGUUUAGGUUUCAUUCCAGAAGAGUGGUUCCAGUUUUUCUACAAUAAAACUGGUGUCACUGGCCCAUAUACUUUUGGUGUUGGUCUGCUUACUUACCUAUGUUCCAAGGAAAUUUACGUCAUGGAGCAUGAAUACUACAGCGGCUUGUCUCUGGCCAUUAUGGCAAUCGUUGCUGUAAAGAAACUUGGACCUACUGUCGCUGCUUGGACAGAUAAAGAAAUCGACAGAAUCGAAAAUGAAUGGAAAUCUGGCCGAGAGGAGGAACUCCAAAAUCUUGCUGAUGCUAUCGAAGCCGAAAAGAAGGAACAAUGGCGCGCUGAAGGUGCUUUAUUGCUUAUGGAUGCCAAAAAAGAAAACAUAGCAUUACAAUUGGAAGCUGCAUUCCGCGAACGCGCUAUGAAUGUCUACACUGAGGUAAAACGCCGUUUAGAUUACCAAGUGGAAUGCCGUCAUAUUGAACGCCGUAUUAACCAAAAACACAUGGUGAACUGGAUUGUAAACAAUGUUCUCGGUUCAAUCACUCCUCAGCAAGAGAAGGAAACUCUUGACAAAUGCAUUGCUGAUUUAAGCGCUCUUGCUGUUCGCGCCAAAUAGAUUACUUGUUUAUAAUUUAAAAUAUAUUUUGAAAGAAAAACGAAUGUAUAAUUUAAUAUUUAAAUUGUAAAGAAUGAA
This is a messenger RNA of Bactrocera latifrons, 909 nucleotides long. It is a transcript of the gene ATPsynB, whose product is annotated as ATP synthase subunit b, mitochondrial. Gene Ontology annotation, biological process: proton motive force-driven ATP synthesis. NCBI's taxonomy places the organism in Eukaryota, Metazoa, Arthropoda, Insecta, Diptera, Tephritidae. Gene Ontology annotation, molecular function: proton transmembrane transporter activity. The coding region runs from base 109 to 831 and encodes 240 amino acids. The transcript has 4 exons. The record is from RefSeq and is a predicted model, not a curated record.